This is a messenger RNA of Spirodela intermedia, 432 nucleotides long. The record is from the annotation of a GenBank genome assembly. NCBI's taxonomy places the organism in Eukaryota, Viridiplantae, Streptophyta, Magnoliopsida, Alismatales, Araceae.
AUGGGCGACCCGCAGGUCGCUCAGUUCGCCAGCUGGGACGCCUGCGCAACCAAGGCCUCGGCCGCCGACUACCUUGCCGCCACAAUCCUUCCCCAACCCUGGUACAGAGCCAUCUGCCUCCACGAGAGACCCGUCGGCUUCGUUGCCGCAAGGCCGGGGACGGCGAUCGAUCGGUGUAGGGCGGAGCUGUCGUACGGCGUAGCGGAGAUAUAUGUAGCAGCGGCGGCGGUUGGGAUGGCGGUGGCGGCGCUGUUUGCGGAGUUGCCGGAGCUGGAGAGGGUGGAGGGGCUGGUCGCCGUGGAGAACAAGGCCUCCAAGCGGGUCCUGGGGAAGGCGGGGUUCGUCAGGGGAGUCUUGAGGAGGUACCGUGUCGUCAGAGGGAAGCUCUGGGACAUGGUGUGCGACAGCCUCACCCACCCAGAUCUACCGUGA